UUUAUUUUCUGUCACUUAGUUCAUUCAUUUAUUUGUCAAAUUGUCAUACGCGUCGCCGAUGUGUCAGUGGGCGAUCGUUGUAUAGCGUGUUAUUUGUGUCGUAAAUGUGGUUCGAUUAUGUGAUAAUGAGAAGACAUGCGCUUUACAACAUUAUUAUUAAGUGAUGCAUGUGUUUUGAGUUCAGUGUCGUGUUAAAAAACGUUGUUUUCAUUUGUAUGUCAUCGGACUCUUCAAUAUGGCGGCCCCUCGUCACAAAUCACAACAGAAAAAUAUAUCUUCGAUAUUUUCGAAGUUGCACGGGGCGUUCUCGGAUGCGGUAUGCCCUACUAAACUUGCGACCGAUAAAAGGACAUUGGAUAAGACUUGGAAACUGAUGGAUAAAGUUGUGAAAUUGUGUCAGCAUCACAAGAUGAAUUUGAAAAACAGUCCGCCGUUUAUUCUGGACAUUCUGCCGGAUACGUACCAGCGUCUGCGUAUUAUUUACUCGAAGUACGAGGACAAUAUGCAGGCGUUGAACAGUAACGAACAUUUUAACAUAUUUAUAAUUAAUUUGAUAAGGAAAUGUAAGCAGGCUAUAAAGUUGUUCAAGGAAGGGAAGGAAAAGAUGUUUGAUGAGAACUCUCACUACAGACGUAACCUGACGAAGCUUAGUUUGGUGUUUAGCCACAUGUUGAGUGAGCUGAAGGCAAUGUUUCCGAACGGAACUUUUGCCGGCGACCAGUUCCGCAUCACGAAAAGCGAUGCUGCCGAGUUUUGGAGGACUAACUUUGGAAACAGCACCCUGGUACCAUGGAAGAUAUUUAGGGAGGAAUUGAACAACGUGCAUCCCAUAUCAUCUGGUUUGGAGACCAUGGCGUUGAAAACCACUAUCGAUCUCACUUGCAACGACUUCAUAUCGAAUUUUGAAUUUGAUGUUUUUACAAGACUAUUCCAACCAUGGAGUACGUUACUCCGGAACUGGCAACUGUUAGCUGUCACGCAUCCAGGAUAUGUGGCGUUUUUAACAUACGACGAAGUCAAGGCGAGGCUCCAGAAGUAUAUACACAGGGCUGGCAGUUAUGUGUUUAGGUUAUCAUGUACGCGGCUCGGCCAAUGGGCGAUAGGCUACGUGACGGUGGACGGUGAGAUCCUACAGACGAUACCACAGAACAAGAGCUUAGUGCAAGCUUUAUUAGACGGAUAUAGAGAGGGAUUCUACCUUUACCCAGACGGUCGGGACGUGAACCCAGACCUAAGCAGUGCAAUCAUAUCACCGGCAGAAGACCAUAUCACUGUUACACAGGAACAGUACGAGUUGUAUUGUGAAAUGGGUAGCACUUUCCAGUUAUGUAAAAUUUGCGCGGAAAACGACAAGGACAUCAGGAUAGAACCUUGCGGACAUCUAUUAUGUACGCCCUGCUUAACUGCGUGGCAAAUUGACUCGGAAGGUCAAGGUUGUCCCUUCUGUCGAGCAGAGAUCAAAGGAACUGAACAGGUCGUAGUGGACGCAUUUGUACCACCACGCCCGCCCAACACUACGUCAGAUAAAAACACAAAGACUGCAGUCAAACCGGUGUCGUCGAAUUCAUCCGGUUCAUCCGGAUCGUCCGGUUGUAAUGGUUCAAGUGUGGACGUGACGAUAUCAGGCAGUGCAAACGGCUGGGCGUCACGAAACACGACAUUCAACGGCCUCACAGAUGACAUUGACGAUGCUGAGGAUUGGGCAGAAUUCAACGCGGCUACUUCCACAAUAGACGCUUUGCGGCCAUCAGUGCGUUCGCCGGGCGCUUCGCCCCGUCACAGCCCAAGAGCGCCGCGUAGGGCUCCGCAGCCCAACGAGAAUGCGUAUGGGGAGUUACGAGCACCCCCAUUACCGCCCAGGAAGAGCCUAUCUCCGGCCGAACCUGCUAUCGUUGCUGCUUCAAGUGUUCAAGAUAUUGCAGCUGCGAGUAGUGCUCACACGGAGCCACGAAGACGAUCCUCAUUAGAACCGGAGCCUGAUUCCCGACAUCGGCUCACGUCAAUCAUCACUGGCUCCACGGAAACGAUCACAGGGGUCAUUGACACCAGACAUGAGGUGCCACCUGACCCAAGGGCCUUUGAGAAACCCCGCCGAGCUUGUACACCGCAGUCAAACAGCCGUCCCCUCCCAGCUCCCCCACCCGAACGACCCGCAGAAACCCCCACUCCCACCGAACCAAAACCAGAGCGACACCUACCAGACAACCGAUACAAUAACGAAAGACAAGAAAUCCCAAAUAGACAAGAAAGACCACCAGAUAACCGCAUAGACCGACAUCCACCAAAUCUCCCCGAAAAUAGGCACCCUGUUGCAGAAAAUAGGCACCCUGUCCCCGAAAAUAGGCCGAAUGAGAGACACGUGCCAGAACGUCACCAAGAAAAUAGACCAGAAAGGGCCGAGAGGCAAGAACGCCACAUCCCCACCCCAGAGAGGCAAGAAAGACAUUUACCAGACAACAGGCAUGAGAUCCGAGUUCUGGAUAACAGGCAAGAAAGGCACGUUGCUCCUAUCGAAAAAUCGGAGAGGCAUUUACCAGUAUCAGAUUCUAGGCAUACGGAUUUCCGUCUACCUCCGGAAAGACCGCCAGAGAAACCCGAUAGGAUUAUUGAAUCUAGGAGUAGUUUUGAUCGGGAGACACGGCUUGAGAAUAGGGCGCCGCCCAGGCAAAGGUCUUUGCCAGCGACGACCAGUGGAAGUGUGGAUCAGCCGACGAAGUCCACCACAAUGCCCAAGUUUCCAUCAGAAGACAUAAAAGACCCACCGUACGAGAAUGUGGCUGUGGAGAAGAACGAGUUGGCUGUAGCACCUAAAAAAAUCAAUCCUCUUACACACGACAAACAUGGACGGAAGUACGGCGAUAACGUGUCGUAUGAAAACAUAAAUUUAGAUUACAUCGCUCGCUUGGUAGGAGAGGGGUACCCAAAAGAUAUCGUGGUCCGCGCAUUGGGCAUCACACGUAAUGACCUUGAAAUGGCUUGCGAUAUAUUACACGAGUUUGGAUCUAAAGUACCUAAUAAAUGUUAAAAGUAGAUAGUUUGUUCUUUGAAUUGGGCGUUGCUUGGAGUAUGUUGAGGUUUUGUGUUCAAAAGUAAUUAAUAUCAAUCAUUUUUUGUUC
Molecule: messenger RNA, 3116 nt
Organism: Spodoptera exigua (beet armyworm)
Lineage: Eukaryota; Metazoa; Arthropoda; Insecta; Lepidoptera; Noctuidae
Source: the annotation of a GenBank genome assembly